Phasianus colchicus (ring-necked pheasant) is the source of this 2391-nucleotide messenger RNA. The record is from RefSeq and is a predicted model, not a curated record. Lineage: Eukaryota; Metazoa; Chordata; Aves; Galliformes; Phasianidae.
GACACACACCAGCAGUCGGAUGACUGCCUUUCUACCACCAUUCGGACUGAAUGUAUCUCAGUGCAAAUCCAGGCUGAUUUGUCCGACUAUUCCGUACCAGCAAGUGUUGGGCCAUUGCAGUCCUGAUAGGAAAGGCACUCAGACUCAGCAGAAUAGUAUCUCAAAUGCUGUUUAUCGCAUUUAUAGCCCUAUAAAGAAGGCAAAUCGUGUGGGUAAUCAGACAUUCCUUCACCUGCUGGGCACCCUGCGUGGCACAGCAUCAAGCAGCUGUCCGUGACACAUGCAGCGUGCUGUGUAGGCCCAUUGUUUUGGUCACUGGAGCUGUUAUAGCAUUCUCUUCCAAGAAAACAGCUCACUUGUACUGCCAAACAGAGAAGACACUCACGUGAGAACUUCCUGCUCUGUUAGAUAAAGGCAAGGACGUGCAGGUGGCCUAAUGACAGGUACCAAGUGGGAGCUGCCUGCAUGCUGCUCUGUUCUGCUGAGCAUAUCCUGCAGCUGUGAGGUGUGUGCAGCAUGAAGGCUGUGCUGUGUGUGAGCAAAAAUGUCUGCAGGAUGUGACUUUGUUGCACUCUACAAUGGGCAGAAGAUCCCUCUCAUAGGACUGGGAACCUGGAAAAGUGAACCUGGCCAAGUGAAAGAAGCAGUGAAAUAUGCCCUAAGCGUGGGUUAUCGCCACAUUGAUUGUGCAGCAGCUUACAGCAAUGAAGCAGAGAUCGGUGAUGCUUUCCAGGAAUGCCUUGGGCCCAACAAGGUUAUUAAAAGGGAGGACCUGUUUGUAACAUCAAAGCUGUGGAAUACCAAGCACCACCCAGAAGACGUUGAGCCAGCACUAAGAAAAACACUUGCAGAUUUGAAACUGGAUUACCUGGAUCUGUACCUCAUGCACUGGCCCCAUGCCUUUGAACGAGGGGACAAUCUCUUCCCAAAGAAUCCUGAUGGCACAAUGCGUUAUGACUACACUGACUACAAGGAUACCUGGAAGGCUAUGGAGAAGCUGGUAGAAAAAGGUCUUGCAAAAGCCAUUGGGCUGUCAAACUUCAAUAGUCGUCAGAUUGAUGAUGUAUUAAGCGUGGCUACUGUCAAACCAGCCGUGCUCCAGGUAGAAUGUCAUCCUUACCUAGCCCAGAACGAGCUGAUAGCUCACUGCCAGAAACGAGGGCUGGUUGUUACUGCCUACAGUCCCCUGGGUUCUCCUGAUCGCAUGUGGAAACACCCAGAUGAGCCUGUGCUUCUGGAGGAGCCUGGGAUCAAAAAACUGGCAGAAAAAUACAAGAAGUCACCUGCACAGAUCAUCCUCAGAUGGCAAGCGCAGCGUAAAGUGGUUACUAUUCCCAAAAGUGUCACUCCUGCUCGCAUUCUGCAGAAUCUCCAGGUAUUUGAUUUCAGUCUCACAGAAGAGGAGAUGAGCCACAUUGGAAGCCUGAAUAAAAACUGGCGUUACAUUGUGCCAAUGCUUACGGUGAAUGGAAAGCCAGUACCAAGAGAUGCCGGACACCCCCAUUAUCCAUUCAAUGAUCCCUAUUAACUACUAGAAAAUAAGGUGUUAGAAUAACAUGCUCCUCUAUAUACUUUUCCUGCACAGUAAUUAGUGCCAUAAUUUGUAAAAAAAAAACACCCAGCCCCAUCUAUACAAAACCUUCUUUCCUGAGUAGGUUUUCUUAUAGUGUACUGCUUUUCAUUGACCUUCUUUCUGGAGAUCCUGUAGCUUCCAUGUCAGAAUUUGUGAAUUUAUUACAAUGACUGCAAGCUUGCCUUGGGGAGCAUCAAAUCUUUUGGCAUUAGAUAAAGAGUGGGAGAGUCUAAAUCGAGUUCCAAACAUCGUUAUCAGGCAAGGGCAAUACUUUGGUUCUGCCUGCUGAACGGUUUUCAAAUCUUUAUUACCAUAAGUGGGGAAAAAAAAGGAAAAGCAUUUUCAGACUAAACAACUGCUCAGCAAUCAGCUUCAGUAUCUUUGUUAAUACUUUAUACAAGGAAUGCGGUGAAAUGUGCUGCAGUUGCAUUUUGUCCAUAAAACAGUGAUUAAAACCCAAGUUGCCAGCCAUGCUGCGUGCUUUUUAUCCUCUUUGGAAUACUUGCGGGACUUAAAACUCUCUCCUCUUUUUCUUUCUCUUUUAAUUUGUUGGUUUGAGGAGAAUAAAUGCGCGCCCUUGGAGCAGGCCUUCAGGGCAAGCACCUCCAUUGCAGCACGGAUAGCUCCUAGCUCUCAGACCUUCCUCUCCCACCAGCCUCAAUACUAUUAAGCCUUACAGAAAUCCAUCCUACCUUUCCCAUGAAGUUGUCCUGUGUCUCUGUACCAAAGAUGUGCAGUCUGAGUUCCGGGAGGUGGCGGGGCUCGUUCCUGCCUGCACAGUUAUGAACAAUGAAAUAAACUGUCAGAGCACCCCUUCA